Messenger RNA from Periophthalmus magnuspinnatus, 4751 nucleotides. RefSeq names its product VPS50 EARP/GARPII complex subunit (gene vps50). The transcript is spliced from 28 exons. Bases 117 to 3002 code for a protein of 961 amino acids. Gene Ontology annotation, cellular component: EARP complex. Gene Ontology annotation, biological process: retrograde transport, endosome to Golgi; endocytic recycling. Gene Ontology annotation, molecular function: SNARE binding. Lineage: Eukaryota; Metazoa; Chordata; Actinopteri; Gobiiformes; Gobiidae. The record is from RefSeq and is a predicted model, not a curated record.
GGGGUGGUGUCACAUGGCAGUCACGUGUCCGCUCAGUCAUGGUUGCCUUCUGAAGAGCGAUGUUUCCUUUGAACCCGUUUAUGUGACCGUUCCCCCGGACACAGUGCACAUCCAGCAUGCAGAAGAUCAAGUCACUCAUGGCCCGACAGGGUCUGAAGAGCCCUCAGGAGAACAUGGCCGACCUCAGCCCUGUGGAGAGCUUGAGGAUCCCCAGUCAGGAGGAGAUGCGUGAGCCACGGGAGCAGCCUUUGGACCCAAGCACAGAGCAGGAGAUCAUCGACAGCAUUGAGGAGGUCUACUUCUCCUCCGACUCCUUUGACAUGGUGCAGUACGAGCUGGAGAAGCUGCCCCCGGAGCUCAACCCGCAUGAGCUAGAGCAAUACAGGGACAAGCUCAAGACACAGCAAGCUGCUGUUUCUAAGAAGGUGGCAGACCUGAUCCUGGAGAAGCAGCCGGCUUAUGUAAAGGAGCUGGAGAGGGUGACCGCUCUGCAGACCAACCUGCAGCUGGCAGCAGUCAUCUGCACCAAUGCCCGAAGGCAACUGGGCGGGGCUAAGGAGGGCUUCACCGAGGCCUGCCUGGGUCUGUUGGCCAAUCAGAGGAGGAGACAGCUACUGACCGGUCUGCUCAAGUCCCUCAGAACCAUCAAGACCCUGCAAAGAACAGACGUACGCCUAAGUGAGAUGCUGGAGGAGGAGGACUACCCAGGAGCCAUUCAGCUGUGUCUGGAGUGUCAGAAGGCCGCCAGCACCUUCAAGCACUACAGCUGCAUCAGUGAGCUGAACUCCAAACUGCAGGACACACUAGAGCAGAUAGAAGAACAGCUGGAUGUAGCCCUGUCAAAGACGUGCAAGCACUUUGAGGUGGUGCACUACACUAAGGUGCAAAGGGCCUACUCGCUGCUGGGAAAGACUCAGAUGGCUAUGGACCAGCUGCACAUGCACUUCACCCAGGCCAUCCACAACACGGUGUUCCAGGUGGUGCUCGGAUAUGUGGAGCUGUGUGCUGGGAACGCUGACACCAAGUUCCAGAAGAUGCAGUACAAGGACCUAUGCACGCACAUUACACUGGACAGUUACAUUCCGUGUCUGACAGAUCUCUGCAAGGCAUUAUGGGAAGUAAUGCUCAGCUACCACUGUACAAUGCAGUGGCACGAGGAGCACGACAAGCAGGAGAACACUCCAGGUGGCAUAGCAGAGGAAUCAGACGAGGGGGUGGACCGCUCGUACGUGAAGAAGAAGCUGGAGCACGGGCUGACGCGGAUUUGGCAGGACGUGCAGCUGAAGGUCAAGCCCUUCAUCCUGGGCACAGACAUGUCCAGUUUUAAGUACGAUGACUUCAUAGUGGUGCUGGACAUCAUCAGCAGGCUCAUGCAGGUGGGAGAGGAGUUCUGUGACAGUAAAUCUGAGGUGCUGCAAGAGUCCAUCAAACGCCAGAGUGUCAACUACUUCAAACACUACCACAGGGCUCGUCUGGAGGAGCUGAGGAUGUUCCUGGAAAAUGAGACGUGGGAAUUGUGUCCAGUCAAGUCCAACUUCAACAUCUCCCAACUGCACGAGUUCAAGUUCUUGGGCCAAUGCCGUUCUCCCUCCGUGUCCCCCAGCAAACAGGCCUCAUCUGGACCUAUGCCGGACCAGGAGCUCAACCUGUUCCAGCUCUACCUCCAGGGAGGAAAUCCCUUUGAGAUGCACAUCGAGCAGAAGGACGAGGAGAGUGAGGACGUGCUAGCUUCUAACGGGUAUGAGUCAGAUGAGCUGGAGAAGAGCGUGUACCAAGAGUAUGACAGUGACAGUGAUGUCCCAGAGGAGCUGAAGCAAGACUAUGUGGACGAGAAGACUGGGGACGCCCCACUCAAGAGCGUCUCUCGGGAAACAACCCGGAGCAAGAAGAAGUCGGACUACAACCUGAACAAGGCCAACGUGCCCAUCCUGACCAACACCACACUCAAUGUCAUCCGUCUGCUAGGGAAGUACAUGCAGAUGAUGAACAUCCUGAAGCCCAUCGCCUUUGAUGUCAUCCACUGUGUGUCCCAGCUCUUUGACUACUACCUGUACGCCGUAUACACCUUCUUCGGCUGCAAUGACACAUACGAGGCGUCGGGGCUUGGCCUGAUCAGUAGCAGACUACGCAGCACGUUGAACCGGAUCCAGGAGAGCCUCAUUGAUAUGGAGAGCGCUGAGGGAGCAACGGUCCACGGCGCAUCUGAGGAGAGGAAGGAGAAGGUGCCCAGCCCUCACCUGAGCCAGUUGGUCGACCUCUGCAACAGCAGCGCCCUGUUCGGCCUGGCCCAGCGUGUGGUGGCCACCGAGUCUCUCGUGUUUCUGGCAGAGCAGUUUGAGGCGCUCCAGUCUCAUCUGGACUCCAUGAUGCCUCCAGCCAAGAAGCCCUUCCUGCAGCAAUUCUACUCACAGACAGUGUCCACGGCCAGCGAGCUGAGGAAGCCCAUAUACUGGAUUGUAGCGGCCAAGGCCAUUGACUAUGAGCAGAUGCUGCUGCUGAUGGCAGGAGUCAAGUGGGAUAUCAGGGACAUCAUGUCACAGCACAACAUCUAUGUGGAUGUGCUUCUCAAGGAGUUUGAACAGUUUCACCAGCGCCUGGCCGACGUGUCCAGACAUGUGCGUAUCCCUCUGGCUGUGUCCAACGUCUUGUGGGAGCACUGCAUCCGACUGGCUAACCGCACCCUGGUCGAAGGCUAUGCAAACGUGAAGAAGUGCAGUAAUGAGGGCCGUGCACUGAUGCAGUUGGACUUCCAGCAGUUUCUCAUGAAGCUGGAGAAGCUCACAGACCUGAGGCCCGUACCUGACAAGGAGUUUGUGGAGACCUACAUCAAAGCCUACUACCUGACAGAGGGCGACAUGGAGCAGUUCAUCAAAAACCACAGAGAGUACUCCAUGAAGCAGCUGGCUAACCUGGUGAACGUGUGCCUGGGCUCGCACAUCAACAAGAAGGCCCGGCAGAAGCUUCUGGCCGCCAUCGACGACAUUGAUCGCCCCAAGAGAUAAAAUGGAGGAGAGAAGGGAAGAGAGAUGGAGACUGAGGGACAUUCUCUGGACCUGUUCACUCCCAAAGUCCAUCUUCUCAUGGUAUUUCUGGAAUGUCUCUUUCUAGGCUGUCUGAGUCCAAAACUCUGGACUCUAAGUGGACGAACAUGGAGCCUUUUGGAGGGAGCAGCAACGGGGACCCUCUUGUGUGCAAACUCAUUUACCACAUCUCCUCCACAUCACCUCCACGGUGACACUCCAAACAUGAAGAAUCUGAAUCUGAAGAAACAAGCCAUCCCAAACAUGACUGCAGAGCUUGGGAUUGAACGUUAAAAAUCCACCAUGUUGAUUUAAAAUCUUCAUAGAGAUAUAUUUGCCAAAACAAUAUAAUAAAAAAGUAAACCUGCUGGGAAACAAAUCUACAAACUGGGUCACAACUGGUAAAUACGUUUAUCACACUAUAGCGUCAGAAAACGUUUGAAUGACUAAAUGAGUGAAUGCUGUAUUUGGUAUUUAGCAUCUUAAAAUCUCCACAGUUGAGGAUUGCAUUCCCUGUACUGCAGCUAAAUGUGUCUUGCCCCAGGGCAGAUAUAGUGUAUAAACAACUCUUGAGGUCAAAAUAAGUCCGCUGUGACUUGUCUGCAUCUAAUUUAAAAUAGAUUUAUUGUCCCAUAAUCUUGAAGUGCGUGUUAGUGUGCCAGUUGUUGUUAGCAUUAGUGCUAGCCAAACUCCGUUCUGGCCUGUCAAAGUUGUGAAAAGUGUUCAUAAACUCAUCGUGGUGAAUUAGGAUGCAUAAGGUAAGAGAUGUUUAAUAUAAUAACUAUAUAAUAACUUUGGACCAAAUCAUUUAAAAUUAACUAGUUCUGUUUUUCACAUCCUUAAGAUGGUAAAAAAUGAGAGAGACCUUAUCAUUAACAACAAUUCUCUGAGGUGUGAUGACACAAUCCCGAGCUCUAGAGCUGCCACCCUGCCCUAAAGGUGACAUGUUCUGCUUGGGAUGACCUCAUCAGAAACGAGCCUGGAGUCGGGGCUUCAUAGUUGUGAUUUCUGUCAUUUAAUUAUGAUUUUAUUUGUUAUGAAUAUUUUUCUAAUCAGAAUUCGCAUUUGAGAACUUGUUUGUGGGUCAAAAAUUAUACUACAAUGUUAGAAGCUGUUUUUCUUUUUACAUCAGGGAACAUGUUAUUAAAGGAACUGUAUGUAGGUUACGGUCUUAUACUUUUAAAUAAAAGUAUUAGAAUCACUACUGAACCUGGGUUGCCAGUGCCUUAACCUGCAGAUAGAGGACACAUACAAAAUUUUCUCAUUCUCAGUAUAUGUAUAUAUCAUGUGAUAGCUCAGAAUCUCUAGAAUUCACUCUCUGAGCUGCAGAGGCUGCACUAGCACUGAUUAAUGAUUGGCUGCAGGUGCUGGGUUCAGUUAGUGACCAUUCAGAUCAGAGAGGCAUUUUAGAUUUAAACCUACAUUAGCAUUGAAACUGGCAACCCAAAUGAGAGACCCGUGUGAGGGUCAUUCUGCUCUCUGAUUGGAUAAUCGUCUUGAACCAAAACACCAAAUUGUAACAUAAAGAAAUGGAGCAUCAUGUCCAAUGUUUUGUUUUGUCUUUUUUGUUUUUGUUUUUUUCCUUUAACUAAUUGCAGCCCUUUGUGAUUUUAUUGAUUGAUAAUGAUUCCUGGCUCUGGCUCAAUGAGGUGGUCUGACUUCAACUGAAAGUGAAUUUUGUAAUUAAAAUUAAAUACUUGUGCUUAUUGUGAGUGUGCUCACCUUCCCCAU